This is a messenger RNA of Oppiella nova, 436 nucleotides long. NCBI's taxonomy places the organism in Eukaryota, Metazoa, Arthropoda, Arachnida, Sarcoptiformes, Oppiidae. The record is from the annotation of a GenBank genome assembly.
GCAAAUAUAAUUUGCGAAUAAUAUUAACUUUGGUUACGUUUGUCACACAAUACAUAAUACCUCUUUCAUGUGCGGGUAUUAUAUACACGAGAAUCGCAUUUACAAUACUAUCUCAAGGAAGGGUAGGUGAGGCCACGGAGGACAGGGCCAGACAGAUAACCAGUAAAAAGAGACGGAGGAUAGCUAUGCUUAUACUCGUGGUCACCAUUUUCGCACUCUGUUGGCUCCCAUUCAAUGUCUAUUAUCUAUUGUUAGACUUCGGGAUCACAAAGAAAGCCAAUUUUCUUAUAUUUCUGUUAUGCCAUUGGCUCGCAAUGUCUUCAGUCUGUUAUAAUCCAUUCGUCUAUUGCUGGCUAAACGAAAAUUUCCGAAAAGAGGCCAAAAAAUUCUUUCGAUGUAUUAUUGAGAUCCGUAACAGACCUGAAGUACUCUAAUC